Monopterus albus (swamp eel) is the source of this 2728-nucleotide messenger RNA. Its product is annotated as C-type lectin domain family 4 member M-like. The record is from RefSeq and is a predicted model, not a curated record. Lineage: Eukaryota; Metazoa; Chordata; Actinopteri; Synbranchiformes; Synbranchidae. The transcript is spliced from 6 exons. Bases 1269 to 2669 code for a protein of 466 amino acids.
CUGAGAGAAGAGACGCAUGUAGCAGAUGAUCACACCAUGUGCUGUGACUCAUUUUAUUUUUCUUUGCCAUUACCCAGGUGAUAAUUAAAGUCAACCGGUGUGACAACAGUGGUCAGUGCCAUUAUUUCAACUUAUAACACAACGCAGAGUACACUAACCCCGCCGACGGCCAAGGAGUGUUGCACCCGGUAGAGCCCGUUACACAGACACCAAGUAAAAUAUAUAGACUUUACUUCUGUCCAACAGAUUUUGGUUCAGCCAGUCUUGCUCCCUUUAGGAUGAGCUGGUGAUCCCCUGACUUUUAGACAGCCAGGCCAAAAGCUGCACUUAAGGGUCAGGUUAUGCACAAGCAGAACUAGUUCAAAUCCAUCUUGUCCGACUAUGUAGCUCUUUUGAAAAGUCACACUGCAGAAUGGCAGUGAAAGCUGUCCCUCACCGACACAGGGAAAUGUGAGAUAAUGGUGCAGAUUUUCAAACAGUUUCUACACGAAAAGUGUCAGAAAUAGCUAUGAUAAAAACAAUAGAAGAGAGAAAGCUGUUUGAAAGACUGAUAAGCAGUUCACAUGGAUUAUACUGGCAACUUACUGUAGCCUCAAGAAAGAUGGAAAUCUGUGCUAAACAAAGGCUAUUUGGAAAGUAGAUGUCAAGAUAUUUGGCUCUGAACCAAAAUACUGGGAAAAGGAUGUAUCAGUAAUUCAAAAGAGUUUAUCCCAAAAUAACUUCAUUCUACUAAAUAAAGUCUUAAGACAUUGAUGCCCUUAAUAAUAAAUGGGCUUCAGGUGGUGUCCGUCUGAACUGCACUGAACCGGGAUUUUUAAAAUCUGCAAUAUGGAUGACCUUGCCACCCAUUUGACUUUAGUGGGAAGUUAAUUUGUGGGAAAAGGGAACAGAAAGAAAGAGAUAAAACAAGUGGUGAGAGAAAGGAGGAAAAUCUACUUUUCUGUGACAACCUCUGGCCAAAAUUGACCUCAAAGCUGCCAAUGUGGACAUACAGGGAACUUUUAAAGCCCAGUCAAAGCAAAGUUUAAGUCAAACAUUUGAUGACAUGGGUAAAUGAUGCAUCCUGUUUCCUGCACAAUAAAUAAUGCAGCAUAAACAUAAAUGUGCUUUUGCUGUGUUUGUCAGAACUGCCAGCAGUCAUACUAAUACCCACUUCUUUGUACUCACAUCCAAGGUAAGUGAGUAUUUUCUAUUUCACAUGCUGAUUAUUGGACAUUACUUGAUUGUAAUGUACUCAAAAUAGUAAUGUAAAAAGAGUGCAAAAGGUAAUGUUAAGAAACUUUGUAAGGACAGUUUAUGACUUUCUGUCAAUGUCUCCUCUAAACAGGAAAAACAGUGAGACCAUCAUCAGAAUGGAUUCAAUGGAAAUCGAUGAUGGCAUAUAUAUAAACAAGAGCCUCAUAUUGGAAGGCCUUAUUACCCAUGAGAAUUUUCAGAGACAAAAGCAGCCCUCCAGAUGUUCCACUGUGUUUCUGGGGUUACUGUGUGUUGUCUUGCUCGCUGGCAAUAUUGGGCAGAUCAUCUAUUAUAAGAUAACUACUCAUUCCAGACUGUCAGCAGACCCAAACCAGGCCAGUUGCAAUGCCCUGGCUAAAGAGAAGGACCUUCUCCAAAAUGAGAAUGACACCCUGACUACAGAAAGAGACCAAGUGCAGAGGAAUUCUGACUCUUUAACUGCAGAAGGAAAAUGGUUAGAGGCCAGACUGAGUAACCUGACUGAAGAAAAACACAUAUUGCAGCAAAGAUGCAAAUCACUGACUAAUGAAAGAAAUAAGUGCAAAGUGAAUUCCAGCAAUCUGAAAGACGAAAGAGAUCAGUUACAAGCGAGUUACAACACCUUAAAACAAGAGAGCGACCAAAUACAGAAAAGCUAUGAUGACAAGCAGAGAACUUUGGAGAGGUUACAGACUAAACACAAUAAUCUGACAGCAAGUAAAGACCAGCUACAGACCAACUACAGCAACCUGCAAAGAGAAAAGAAUGAGUUACAGACUCGUUUUCAUAUGUUGAUAGCAAAUAGAGAUGAGUUACAGAGCAAUUACUCUUCACUAAGGAGGGACAAGGAAAAGUUACAAAGAAGCUACAAUGCAUUGAAUAACAGUGAAGUUUACCUUCAGAUCAGCUAUGCUUCACUGUGGAAAGACAAAGAGCAAUUGCAUACCAGAUAUAAUACUUUGCUGAGUAAAAAUGAGAGGCUACAGACCAAUUACAGCAGUUUGGCUACAGAGAAAGAGGAGUUACAGAACAAAAUCAACAAAGUGAUGGUUAAAGUAAGAGACAUUCGCUGUGACACAGACUGGAGGAAGUUUGAUAUCAGUUGUUAUUUUAUUUCAAACAUAAAGAAAAACUGGACAGACAGCCGAAAAGCCUGUAUGGCUCAGGGAGCAGAUCUGGUCGUCAUCGACAGCAGGGACGAACAGGUAUUUGUCCAUGGGUUACUGCAAACCGGUCAAAAUGCCUGGAUUGGUCUGACUGACAGUGUUCAAGAGGGAACAUGGAUGUGGGUGGAUGGGACCCCACUCACCACAGCGUACUGGGAGCCUGAGCAGCCCAACAGCUACAGUGGGAACCAGGACUGUGGGGAAAUUGUGCAGAAACCAACUGAAACACUGGACAAAUGGAACGAUGAUGGCUGCUUUGCUGCGCAACUGUGGAUCUGUGAGAAAUAAGAUCAUGGUGAUUUAUACUGUGGCUUUGGACUGUGCUAAUAAUGCUUAUCUUGAAUGUU